Messenger RNA from Gregarina niphandrodes, 2148 nucleotides. RefSeq lists its product as hypothetical. The annotation marks the transcript as partial. The transcript has a single exon. NCBI's taxonomy places the organism in Eukaryota, Apicomplexa, Conoidasida, Eugregarinorida, Gregarinidae. The record is from RefSeq and is a predicted model, not a curated record.
GUGCUGGGUGGGAUUAUCCUUGUUUCUUUAGCAGCGAGAGCGGCUUCGGCCAAGCUGAACAGAGUGGCAGGUAUGGAGGGGUCUGCGGCUGCCCAAGACAUGAAGGACGCGGGUCGUUCUUUUGCUGCGGGAGUGAAGAACGCGGCAGUGUCUGCGAAGCACAAGAUCCAAUCGGCGGCGGCCGCGGUUCGCGGUCGUGCGGAUGAAAUGGAGGAGAAGCGUUCUGCGAAGGCGUCGAGUAAAGCGACGAAGAACGCGUUGUUGGAUGCGGCCAAAAAGACUGAAGAUGCGAAAUCGAUCAAUUGCGCACAGGCCAAGUCUGAGAUGCAGGCGUUGCACGCAGGAUACGUGGGUCUGGGUGAUGUCGGUAAGGCCGCGGCGCGUAAGGCGAAGCACUUCCACUAUUGCCCUACACCGGCCAUGGCACCUGACGCUGUGAAAGGCGUGAUUACCUACCAGGCCAUGUCCAAGAAGCCAAUGGGAAAGCCUAAGCGCAUGAACUCGAUGAAGGUGGAAAACAAUCAACGUCGCGAAUUAGCCGCCUUCGAAGACAAGGCAAAACAACCUACCAUGGCCGGCGCCAAAACCGCAAACCAAGCAUCGAACGCCGGGUUCCUUGGCCUCGCCGAUAUCGGUAAAGAAGCCGCCAAGGCCGCCAAACACUUCCACUAUACACCCACACCCGGUGCCGCACCUGACGCCGUCAAAGGCGUAAUCAGCUAUCAAGCCGCCGCUACGAAACCCCUUGGCAAACCCAAACGCAUGCCCUCACUCAAGAACAAACCCGCUCUCAAGAGCCCGCAGGUCGCCAAUGCUAGUGCUGCCUUCGACGACAAACACGCCCGCAACAAAGCCUUCGCCGGCCUCUCCGUCACGGCACGCGACAAUGUCGUCCAGGCCGCCCCCUCCCCCGUCCAGGCUCAGAUCCAGGUCGACAAGAAGCAGUUGAGCGCUCAGGCCAAGCCCCCCCAGCAGGCUGGCGCCAAACGCCAGGCGAAGAAGAGCUCCGGGCACGCUGACGCCGUCGGCAUGGCCGCCGCGCCCGCCUUGCUCAGUGUGGCCACCAAGUCACCUGCUGCCAGCAGCGCCUCCGCCAGCUCGGUCUCGGCCAGCUCGGUCUCCGCCAGCUCGGUCUCCUCCGUUUCGGCCUCAGCCAAGUCGCCUGCGGCCUCUUCCGCCGCGCCCUCAGGCCUGUCCGAGAUCCCCUCGUCGCGCGGCUGGGGUGGAGCCGGUGUGAACUCGGCGGUAGCCGUCAAGACGCCCAUGGCGUCCUCCGCUUCCGCCUCUCCCGCCGCCCCCUCACCCGCCGUAGCUCAGCAGACUCCCUCAGUCGCCGACAAGAAGACCUUAGCUGUUGGCUCGGCACCCGACAGAAGGAUCACCUUGGAACAGCUCGCCAAAAUGCGCCAGGCUGAACGUGACGCCAAGAUCUCCAGCAACGUCCAGGCCAAGCAGCCAGUAGCAGUACAGGCUAAACAGCCAGUGGCAGCCCAAGCCAAGCCGGUGGCAGUGACCAAGGAGAUCAUUCCGACUGGACCCGCACGCGUGGUCCGGACGGAACCGUCGGCGGCCUCGGGACUGGGCGUGGCGGCGGCGAGCCGCACAAGUAUCGCGACGGACAUGAAGCACGGUGCCAAGUCGCUGGCCAAAGCGACGGAGCACGGUGCAACGAACCUGAUGCACGGAAUGCAGUCAGCCGGAGAGAAAGCCGCCGACCAGGCGGAGAUCUUUGCUGAGGAGUCCAAGGAAUUCGCUAAGACGGCUAAGGAUGCGCUAAAGUCCACCGCCAAGAGCACUGGUCAGAACAUCAAGUCCGCUUUCAAGAAGACCGGCGACUGGAUCAAGAGCAAGACCAGCAAGACCCCACUCGCCCUUCAGGCCAAGGCACCCAUGCUCGUCGCAGCGCCUGCGCCCGACGCACAGGCCACUCAGGAGCCCAUGAUCAGCGUCACUCGCAAAGUUGAGGUACUCCGCGAUGGCAAACUCGUCCCCAUUUCGGAAGAGACCAAGGAAGUCCCCGCCUCCCAUGCCAAAGCUGGCACUGUUGAACCACCCAACGGAAUGACGCUCCUCAAAAAGAGCGUCCUUCGAGCCGACGACGACGGACAUGUCACCGUCGCACACUUCAGAGGUAAGAGCGACUUCUAG